UCCGUCGUAUUGUGCUGCUUUUUCACAUGCUGUGUUCUCGAUAAAAGUCAAAAGAACAUUUUGCUAUUGUGAUUACAUAAAUUGAAGUUUUAUGGAAAAAUUUCGUGAGAACAAAGCAAAUGGCACGUUGAGACAGCUGAGCUUGUUUUUCGCACUGAUGUGACAAGAACAAACCAAAGUACGAACGGCAUUUCUAUUAAGGAAGAUUUGAAACCUCGACGUUUCAGUCACCCAUCCUUUUGCUGUCAGCGCUUAUCUCGCUCGACUGUGCAAUACGAAGUGUUAUUGACGGUAGUAAUAGUCAAGAGAUUGUACCCUCUCAAGUGAAAACCGCCUUCGCUUGGAUCAAGUUUCUUUCUUCGCUGACGAAAGCAAUUGUUUGCAACACGUCACGUCCAUCAAGCUUCCUCUUGUGCGCAACCCAGUUGAUACCAGUGGAUCCGGCAGAGUGGUGGUCAAAUAAGCAACUUGUCUCAUGGAAUUGACGCUAACAGAGGGACAAAUAGCAGAUUUUAAGGAGGCGUUCUCGCUUCUUGAUAAAGACGGUGAUGGCACCAUAACCACAAAGGAGCUUGGGGUUCUAAUGAGGUCCCUGGGUGAAAAUCCAACCGAGCAGGAACUGGAAGAGAUCAUCUUAGAAAUCGACAUGGACGGCAAUGGCAUCAUUGACUUCAGAGAAUUUCUUCACUUGAUGAACACCCGGAUGAAAGAAACAGACACCGAAGCAGAAAUACGAGAAAUGUUCAAAGUUUUUGACAUGGAUGGUAACGGGUACAUCAGCGCUGAAGAAUUCAAGUGGACUAUGAUGAACCUUGGUAACCAGUUGACUGAGGAGGAGGUCAAUGAGAUCAUCAAAACGGCUGAUUUGAACGGUGACGGACAAAUUGAUCUUGAAGAGUUUGUGAAAAUGAUGUCCUCCUAAGCCACCCCGUGCUAUUAGCAUUAUGUAAUGGUUUGAUAGUCGUGCAGUGGACACUCAAGAC
This is a messenger RNA of Stylophora pistillata, 983 nucleotides long. Its product is annotated as calmodulin-alpha. Gene Ontology annotation, cellular component: myosin II complex. The record is from RefSeq and is a predicted model, not a curated record. Gene Ontology annotation, molecular function: calcium ion binding. Lineage: Eukaryota; Metazoa; Cnidaria; Anthozoa; Scleractinia; Pocilloporidae.